AUGCAGUACGGAAGCAGUGGCAACACGUUGAACAAUUUCAUUUCCAAUGGAUCAUAUUCAUUCUGUAAUCCUGCUUUCGCUUCAUUAGCUGGCUAUUCAUCAUUGGCAUUAUUGAAAAUGUUAGGCAUGUCAGCCUAUACAAUCAUUCAACGCUUUCGCACGGGAAGCUUUAUAACGCCCGAAGAUGAUAUUUACAAAAAAAUUAUAAAUCAGUUAGGUUUAUCUCAUGGCAAUAUGGUAGGAACUAAAAGCGAUCUGGUUGAGCGAUCACGAGAGAAUCAUUUGAACGAUUUGGAGAACAUCGUUCCAUUCGUCUUGGCUGGCCUUUUCUAUAUCGGAACACGGCCCAAAUUCGACUGUGCUCUAUGGCAUUUUCGAAUAUUUCUUCUCUCUCGCCUCCUUCAUACCAUCGCUUAUCAGGUUCCAUUACCUCAACCGACACGAACAAUUUCAUGGCUAUUAGGCUAUUCAAGCAUUAUUUCAAUGACGAUACCAGUCCUUCGUUCGAUUCAAUUAUAA
This is a messenger RNA of Adineta ricciae, 519 nucleotides long. The record is from the annotation of a GenBank genome assembly. NCBI's taxonomy places the organism in Eukaryota, Metazoa, Rotifera, Eurotatoria, Adinetida, Adinetidae.